CUGUGCUCCGAGUCUUUCGCAACAUCCUCUCCUCUGAAACGGUUAGUCCCGGUUAAUCACGUAUUUCUUCUGCUCUGUUUGUGCACCAUGUCUUCCGCAGACCUGGGCCGGGCCCUUUGCAUCGUCACCGGGGCCUCCAGAGGCUUCGGCCGGACUGUGGCCCUGCAGAUGUCCCGGUCGGUGAAGUCGGGCUCUGCGCUCGUGCUGGCGGCCCGCUCCGGUGACGACCUGCGGGCUCUGCAGGUGGAGCUGUCCGGGUCAGAGGCAGGCAGAGCCGGACUGAAGACUGUGUGUGUGGUGGCGGAUCUGAGCCAGAAGGAAGGACCGGAGAGCGUCGUGAAGGCAGCUGCAGAGGCUUUUUCUGAGGACAUGGAGCACAUAAUACUGAUCAACAACGCAGCCUCUCUGGGUGACGUGUCCCGCUUUGUCAAAGACUUCACCAACAUGGCCGACGUUGACUCGUACCUGUCUUUCAACGUCAGCUCCUUCCUCUGCCUCACCGCCAGCAUCCUGCAGCGUUUCCCACAGCGCCCGGGUCUGAAGAGGACGGUGGUGAACGUGUCCUCGGUGUGCGCCCUGCAGCCGUUCUCCUCCUGGGUGCUGUACUGCAGCGGGAAGGCCGCCCGACAUAUGAUGUUCAGGGUGCUGGCUCAGGAGGAGCCGGACCUCAGGGUGCUCAACUACUCUCCAGGUCCAAUGGCUACGGCCAUGCUGGAAGAGGGUCGGUCCAGAACAGGCGACUCCGGACUCAAAACGCUGAUCUCUGAUUUAUACUCUGAUGGGAAGUUGGUCGCCUGCGAGGACUCCUGCGCUAAGAUGAUGAAGCUGCUGCUGGAGGACAAAUUCAAGUCAGGAGAUCACAUUGACGUCUUUGAUGUGUAGACCCGGCAGGACACAUGGAGUCUGAUUUAAUGUGCCUUGAUUUUUAUUAAAACUCUUUACUUUUUUCAUGUUACUCAGAGGAUAGCUUUGCUCUUUACUCUUACUCUCCUUCAGCAGAGAUCGUCCAUCCCACCACGUCAAGUUGUUCAACAGAUUUAUAAUUCUGAAUGAACAGAAUCUUAAAUUAAAAAAAACAGCUUGCUGACAUUCACAGCUGACUGCUGAUCAGCUGAUGUCAUCAUCACAAACGGACGUCACUUCACAUGAUGUUACAGGGGAAAGGAAGUCUCAUGUCUCUUCAAAUAUAUUCCUUGUCCCUCUCUCCCUCGCUCCGUUUCCUUGCGUCUCUCUGUGAAUCUAUGGUGGGAGGGACUAAGUCACAAGUGAGGGAUACAUGGGUGCAACUUAAGAGACUUGGGAUGUACCCAUUGAAUGAAUAAAAAGAUGGACAACAUGACAGCCUCCCUAAAAAAGAAGCCAAAACAUUUAGAGCUCCCCCUAUUGGCCUGCUGCAGUAUAGGUCUUUAAUCCCCCCUCCUCUAUGUAAAGCGGGGUACAAACUACAAGAUAUGAUUCCCCCCUCCGUUCAGCAAAGGCCUGAUUAUCUGUCCAGACGCUCCGAUUUGAAAUCGUAAAUGUUAAACGUGUUCAGUAUUUACGAUCUUAAGUCCUGUUGUGUGGGGAGAACGUCGCAGACAGCCAAGGACGGACUCUAUGAUUUGUUAUGUGGAACGGAACAAUAGCCAAUCAGGAAGCAAGCUGGCUGAAGCAGGAAGCACACCUAUCAUAACCAUGGCGACGACUGCAAACGCAAAGCAUAAAGUCAGAUAUGGAAGACCAACAUGUUGAUUUGUGGCAACAACAGGAGUGCUUGUACAACGUGUCGUGUAAAACAAAACACAAUCCAGUUGGACCAAAAUGUUUACCGUACAGGAUGUACCAGCUAACAGCUCGCCACGUUUAGAUUCAUGAGUGUAAAGAACGUUUUUGUUUGCCUUUUUGUUCAAAUAAAUAAUUUGUUUUCUUUUCAGCAA
This is a messenger RNA of Labrus mixtus (cuckoo wrasse), 1916 nucleotides long. RefSeq names its product sepiapterin reductase-like. Gene Ontology annotation, molecular function: sepiapterin reductase (NADP+) activity. The record is from RefSeq and is a predicted model, not a curated record. The coding region runs from base 88 to 882 and encodes 264 amino acids. The transcript has 3 exons. NCBI's taxonomy places the organism in Eukaryota, Metazoa, Chordata, Actinopteri, Labriformes, Labridae. Gene Ontology annotation, biological process: tetrahydrobiopterin biosynthetic process.